Eruca vesicaria subsp. sativa (arugula) is the source of this 477-nucleotide messenger RNA. Lineage: Eukaryota; Viridiplantae; Streptophyta; Magnoliopsida; Brassicales; Brassicaceae. The record is from the annotation of a GenBank genome assembly.
AUGAACGUAGAGACUUGGACAAGCACUGAAAUGAAAAACCGGGGAACUAUAGAGUUACUCUACAGAGCUUUGGAGAAAGGCGACGCAGCGACGGUGGCAAAAUUGGUGGCCAGUGAUGUGGAAUGGUGGUUCCAUGGACCGCACCACUGUCAACACAUGAUGAGACUACUAACAGGGGAACCACCGAGCCAGGUUUCGUUCAGGUUCGAGCCAAGCAGUGUACAAGCAGUGGUGCCUGGUCAUGGCUGCGUCGUCAUCGCAGAAGGAUGGGAGGGUUCACAGGUGUACUGGGUCCACGUUUGGAAGAUGAAAGACGGAGUGGUGACUGAGCUAAGGGAGUACUUCAACACAUUGAUCACUGUUACGGAUUACAGUGGCGGGGCAAUAGGAUGGGAUAUGGGGCCUUGCACUGUUUGGGAGAGCGUACCCAGGGAUCUAGCUCGUCGUUCGUUACCUAGCUUGCUGUUGGCUAUCUAA